GAAAGAGAGAGAGAAAUGCAUGAGUAGUGACAGAGCGAGGGAGAGAGAGACAGUUCGUUAACAGAGAAGAGUCUCGGGCUCCAGGACGGACCAGGCAGUCUCUGGAACAGUUUACCUAGACUACGGACUAUGAACCGGGUUGCUAUCGACGGAGAGGCGGGGGUCAGGCUGGGAGUCUCUAACUCUCUCCUCUCUGCUUCAUGCCCCCUUCCCCUCCUGUGAAGACAGCGGAGGAACUUCACCGGCAGCUCAGGAGCAGCGCGGCCGGCCGGGACUCUCAGGCUGUCGGAGUGUGUUUGAGGGAAUGCGGGAGAAAGAUGUGGGGCGACCGCUGGUGACCUGAAAUUCCUUCCCUUCCUGGCUGCUUCGGUCAGGACCUUGCAUAUUCAGCAUAAUGCCUCAGUUUUCCACCACCGGAAAACCAAGUAAAUUCAGUCAGAAGCCGCAGCGGGAGCGGGAGCUGGGAGCGGACGCAGCGGGCAGGAUGCGGACUUUGUGCCGCGUCUGAGCGCAGCGGUCUGCGGAAGGACGAGCUGGAUGUGCAGCAGCAAGACUUUCUGCGUUCCCGAAGGUUUCUGGAUCCAAAUGUCAAGUUUGAGAGAAGCUUUAUUGUUGCAGAACCAGCGGUGUGUGAUCUGAAAAGUAAAGGAAGCAAGGAAGAGGACGUCCAAUGAUAACCCUCCUGUGUGUUGUACAUGGCUCUGUCAGCGCUGAGUACCAUGAAGAGAGCUGUUUCUGGUGGUAAAAGAGAAGAGAGGGUGAAAAUGUGAUGUAGCUUUACUAAUGUCUGCCAGCUCAAUUAUGGACAGUGGCUGGUGAAGGAAUCAUAUUGCCUAAUGAGACCAUUGCUCUUGUGUUGGGAAGCUUAGGACAACUAAUUACCAAGGGAUUACUCAAGAACUUCUUCAGCACCAGGCUGGACAUGGUGGUGUUAUUAAGCCAACCGCCAAAAUCUAAUGACUGGUCUGUUGGAUUUUUUUUAAUACUAAUUUCUUAUCAUUUUUUCUCUGAUUUGGUGUUUGUAUUUUUUCUGAUCCAUUUGAAAUGGAGAUACAGUGGCGUUUAUGGAAUAAGGACUGGGCCUCCUUUAUAAGGCCGUGGAUACCUAUACUGUUAGGCCUUCACCUCCAGUUCUCCCGGGCCUCCAACUGUCCCGAGGAGUGCCGCUGUGAUCGCACCUUUGUUUACUGCAAUGAGCGGAGCCUGACCUCAGUGCCUCUGGGAAUUGGUGAGGGUUAUAAGACCCUGUACCUCCACAACAACCAAAUCAAUAACGCUGGGUUUCCCUUGGAGCUCCACAAUGUGGCUUCCGUGGAAACUGUCUAUCUCUAUGGCAACCAGCUUGAUGAGUUCCCCAUCAACCUGCCCAAAAAUGUAAGAGUUCUCCAUCUGCAAGAGAACAACAUUCAGACCAUCUCCAGAUUGGCGCUGGCGCAGCUUCUUUGGCUGGAGGAGCUGCAUUUGGAUGAUAACUCCAUUUCUACUGUAGGGGUGGAGGAAGGAGCGUUCCGCGAAGCAGUGAGCCUGAAGAUGCUCUUCCUCACCAAAAACCACCUUAGCAGUGUGCCUAUUGGUCUUCCAGAUGAUCUGAAAGAGUUGCGAUUGGACGAGAACCGGAUUGCAGUUAUCGCAGAGGAAGCAUUUAGGAAUGUCACCCGCCUGCACCGUCUCCUGUUGGAUGGGAACCUGUUGACAGAUGAAGGGAUUGCACCAGGGACCUUUCAGGACCUGGUCACCCUGAGGGAGCUGUCCCUGGCCCGCAACUCACUCACAUACCCUCCACCGUUCCUCCCAGGGGAGGUGCUCGUCAAAUUAAACUUUCAGGAAAAUCAGAUAAACCAGAUCCCUGUCAGGGCGUUCGCAGGGUUGCACAAGCUGGAGAGGCUGGAUAUUUCCAACAACCAGCUGCAGUCAUUGACACAGGGGGUCUUUGAUGGCCUCGUCAGUCUCAGACAGCUCACUGUUCGUAACAACCUUUGGCUGUGCGACUGCAGCAUUAAAUGGGUGGUGUCAUGGCUUAAAUCUCUGCCAGCCUCGCUCAAUGUGCGCGGCUUCAUGUGCCAUAAACCUGAGAAGUUCCGGGGCAUGGUGAUCAGGGAGCUGAGUGCUGAGCUGGUCCAGUGCCCGCAGACCACAGUGACGGCACCCCUGCCCACCUCACCAGCUGACACCACUCUGAUCCCAUCCCUGUUAUCUUUCACAGACUCUCCACUGAUCUCUCAGUAUGUGUCCUCCUCCUCCUCCAGGCAACCCUUCCCCACAACCCACCCUCUACCCUAUCUAUUCAACCAGAGAGGGGGGGUGAGGACUAAGCAACCUCUGGACCCCCGGAGGGAGACUUUGCAGGUCACGUUUGCCAUACUGAAUGGUUCGGCUAUCCAUGUCAGCUGGGUGGCUGCAUUUCCAGUCACUGCCUACAAGGUGACCUGGGCCAGGAUGGGCCCCAGUCUGACAGGGGACACCGUCAGGGAGAGGAUAGUGGGUGGGGAUCACCGGUGGAUCCGACUGGCUAAUCUUGAGCCAAAAUCCACAUAUCGGAUCUGUGUAAUUCCCUUGGAUGCAUUCAAUAAUUAUCGGCCCAAAGACGAUACUGUGUGCACAGAGGCCAUGACCACACCAGCGACUUUCAGCACUGACAACAACAAAAGACCAUCAGGGCCUGAGCAGGCCACACAACAGGAACCCAGCUCACCUUUCUUGUUGGCUGGGCUGAUCGGUGGGGCUGUAAUCGUGGUGCUGGUGGUACUCCUCAGCAUCUUCUGCUGGCACAUACACAAGAAGAGGCGUUCCAAGUCCUCCAUCAAGUGGAAAUACAACCGGGGUCGACGAAAAGAUGACUAUUGCGAGGCAGGCACCAAGAAAGAUAAUUCCAUCCUGGAAAUGACUGAGACUAGCUUCCAGAUAGUCUCACUCAACAAUGAGCAGCUCCUCAAGGGAGAUUUCCACAUUCAGCCUAUUUACACCCCUAAUGGGGGCAUUGGCUUCCAAGACUGCCCCCUUGGGAACAACAGCACAGUCUACUGCAAGAACAAUGCUCAGGAUGCAGAUGUUUGUUGCACAUGAUAAUUUUAGAGAGCAUCAGGAGACUUUUUACUGACAACUACCCACACUUUACUGGGCACUAUACAGUGUUAAUAUUAUUUGAAACCCCAGUGUCUUCAAGAAAUGUAAUUUAUACAACUAAGUGGACAAUAUAUUUUAUAUAACAACAUCAGAUUUAUAAGUUAUUGGUUAUUGGAUUUGUGAAUUUGAGUUAUGUGCACAAAAACAUUGAUUGAUUGAUUAAUAGUGAAGGAUUUUGAAGUCAUUGUAUGCUGUAACCAUAACAGACACAGAAUCUACACUGUAGCAGCAGUGCAUCACAAGAGUACCGAAACCAGCUGGUAGAAUUCUGUAUGACAAAAGGGGAAAAGAGACAGGCACACAUCUGCCACACUCACCACUAGAGGGCAUAGUUUUCUGGAAAUCAUAUAGUCCACCACACUUUUCCUCUGACUUGUUUUAAUCAAGUCAUCACAGUAAUAUGGCACAUUUGUUUAAUUGCCACUACACUUAGUAGAGAUGCAAAUCAUUAGAUUCCAGCUCUAGGAAAAGGACAUAUUUUUAUGCAAAUUUUAUGAAUUUCUCUCGGCUUCAAAAGAAAAUUUAAAGGUCACACUCAUUAAACAUUCACAGAAAGUGGCAGGCCGCUGUGCUUUCACCUGCUUUUCAAGAUAAAUACAUUAUCGCAGUUAAGGGGUCAUGUUAAUAAUGCUAGCUGUGUUUGAUAGUGGGUGUCACAGAGUGAGCUGCAAAAAAGCACAUCCGCCCAUGUUUAACCCAUUAAGAACCAACCCUUUCCCUUUGUUCAGCAAAAAUAAUGUUAUGGUAAAACAGUAUAUAUUUGUGCCUUGAAGAAUUCCGCUUACAAUGUCUUUUGAAUCCUUGUUUUUGCACAACAGGUGUACUGUAUAUACAUUCAUUGGAAUUGUUGUUGAGGAAACCUCUUGCUCUUGAUUAUUUAUUUACAUCAUUACACAAUUAAUUAAAAACAUAUC
This is a messenger RNA of Micropterus salmoides (largemouth bass), 4037 nucleotides long. RefSeq names its product leucine-rich repeat transmembrane protein FLRT2. NCBI's taxonomy places the organism in Eukaryota, Metazoa, Chordata, Actinopteri, Centrarchiformes, Centrarchidae. Gene Ontology annotation, molecular function: protein binding. The record is from RefSeq and is a predicted model, not a curated record.